Thelazia callipaeda (thelaziosis nematode) is the source of this 846-nucleotide messenger RNA. NCBI's taxonomy places the organism in Eukaryota, Metazoa, Nematoda, Chromadorea, Rhabditida, Thelaziidae. The record is from the annotation of a GenBank genome assembly.
AUGACAAGUUUAAGACAAUCUCUCGAAGAUAAUCUUCUAAGCAAUUCCGAAAUAUCAAAUAUUACUCAAAUAUGGCGCUUAAUUAAUAAAACUGUUAUCGAAAUUGAGAACUGUCAUCGUAAAAAAUUGUCCGAAAUCGCACCGAUCGAAGUUUUCGUCUUUAGAAAUGCUAUUUUAUACUCAUUUGGUAUUUGUACGACAAUUGGAUAUGGAAAUUUACAUCCACGAACGGUUCAUGGGCGAAUACUUACAGUAAUCUAUGCAGUUAUUGGAAUUCCGUUAAAUAUAGCAUUUAUUUCUGAUCUCGGCCAAUUAAUCUCUUCAACUGUGAAAUAUGCUGUUCAAAGCUUUCAAAAAUACAUUAUGAAUAAAACAGCAGAUGAUCCUUGGAUUGAAUACAAAAAAUUUUCAUCGGUUGUUGUAAUUGCUGUCAUUAUGACUCCUUCACUUGCAAUUAUUGUUAUGAAUGCAGAAAGAUUACGACAAUGGAGUUAUGUAGAUUCACUUUACUACACGUUUACAACGUCUACGUUAAUUGGUUUGGGCGAUUUUACACCACAACCAUCUUAUGUUCAAUUUUUUUUCUUAAUGCCAUUGUUUUUCAUAGCUGAAACUGUUUUUGCACUAGCUCUUGGAUUCAUUACUGCAAGUUUUUUGGCUCUUUACACGGAAACAGAAUCGGCUUUAGCUGUACGUACUGAUCCAAAUUAUUAUGACGCUCGAAUAGCUAAAUUAUCAGCACAAAAAAUGCUUAUGAAUGAAAAAAUUGAUAAGGAAAUGCACAUGCUGGAAGCAGUACCAAGUAAAGUUCACGUUGGAGUACUCAAUGCAGGAAUGCAAGGUUAG